AGAAGACAGUUUAUUGCAUCAUGUAACGAAAUCUAGGUGUUUUUUGUUUUUAAAUCAUAAAAUUAUGCAGUAAGAGUCUUGGUCAGUACAAAUAUCAGAUAUUUAAUUACGCUUAGUCACUACGGUACGAAGCCAAACAGUGACUGUUCGUGUAUCAUCGCCGUGCAUGUCAUGCCGUCUGAACGUGUCGAUAACGCUUUCACUGACUCAGUAGACACAACAUUAACAAAUCUGAAAAAUAUCACAAAGAAUUCGUUGAAAAGCAUUCAAAUUUGUAGUUAUUAGGGCGAAACAACUCAAUCCGAGCUACCGACCUGUUUGGGAAACGAGUGAACUAGCGAAUCGGGCGAAGGAAAGGAACAAUAAUCCAGAAAAAGGAAGGAUAGAUGUGGCACGGACCACAAGCCAACCAGUGCACCACAUUCGCGUAAGGCAGAGGUGGUACUGGUGUUGGUGUUGUGGUGCAGCAGAAGCUUCUUGCGAGGAUUCGGUUGCCAGGGACAAGGUGCACUCUGUAUGCGGACACUGAUGCGGUCUUGCCGCCGUUGAAAGGUCAACUCGUAACAACGACACGUAACGGCGUGCGGUUCAAGGACACGCGGCGUAGACUUCGCGCGCAGCGUCGCAGGAAUCACAACAGCCGCAGUGCCCGGGCACUCCGCAAACCGAAACUCCUGCCACUUGGCAGCUGGAAGAUCAAGUCGGCCCUUUGGUCCAAUAGCAUCCACGCACCUCGCGUCCACUCCCACGCUCGGCGACUACUUCGCGCCAUGGCUGUCAAGCAGAACAACACCGAAUCGGGUGACGGUAACGAGAAUGCCGGCAAUAACAGCAGCGGUCUGCCCCCCAACUCUAAGCCCACUGGCGUCAACGGUCUCAAGAUUUCCAACGAAAGUGGUGCGGCUGCGGACCUGGGCUCCACCACUGGCGAAGGUGGCAUGAACACCAACCGGCCUGCCCAGCGGGAUAUUAAUAGCUUGCUGCAGCGCCUAGAACAACCCGAGAAUGCCCACAAUUUAAUGACUUUUUACGAGCAUAUUAUUGUCGAGCUGUCGCGCAUGCAACAUUCGAAAACGCCAGAGGACAUCGCCCGCCUAAAAGAGGAAGCCACCAAGGUUGGUGUUUUGCUGGCCAAACGCAAUGAGAAGCACUAUCAGAUGUUCUACCUGCGAGUCGUCUACGACCUGAUCACCAAGUCCACCUUUGAACCGCCACCCUCGUGUGCGCUGGCAAUCGUAUUCCAGCUCUUCGAUUCCAACCAGAUUCUCGAAGCGGUGCACUCGUUGCUGGAGCAAAACGUACAGGACGCCAGCAUCCGGAAGACAGUGGGGCUGCUGUGCGUUUGGAUAGGCGAGUGCACCUUCUGCAGCAACCUCUCGCUUUGGGUGAUGGCCCUGCUUAACGGGCUGAAGGAUCAGGGCAAACGUGCGCUGCUGGACGAGAUAGCGCUGGACAACAUCGAGAAACUCUUCCAUUUGGUGAUCUUCCCCGCGCUCCGGUAUAAAGCCUCGCCUUUGGUGUUUCACAUGCUGUCGACCAUUAAUCAAACGCCCGAGGUUUUCCACAAGAUUUUGCCAAGGAUCCCAUUGGUGCUGCAGUGUCUAAAGCAGCAGUCGAAUUCCAACGAUGAAGCCGGUCUGGAGGCUCGCAAGAGUCUCCAGCAACUGGUCGAUCUUACGAGCGCUCUGGUGCUACGCUUCUACGACCACGAUGACCUCUAUGCUCCAGUGAAAAAAGCUCUGCAGACCUACGAUCCCUCGCCCAAUUGCCUGGCCUUGGCACGAGCGAUGCAGGAGAGCGCCCAGCCCUGGGGACGGAGGAACGCGAGAGUUGGACUUGUGAAUCUGGGCAACACCUGCUAUAUGAACAGCGUGCUGCAAGCCCUUGCCAUGACUAGCGAUUUCAGCCGACAAAUCCUACUCAUCGAGUGCGAGUCAGCGUUGCUCAGAAAGGUGCAGCAGCAAAUCGCCCUGAUGCACCACUCGCUCCGCUAUGAGCUAACACCUUUGGUAGUUCUCAAUGCCACUCGGCCACCCGGAUUUACGCCCGGUCUGCAGCAGGACAGCUCCGAGUUCCUAGGCCAUUUGCUGGACUUGCUGCACGAGCACGAAAUCAGUAGCUUCUCAAAUUCUGGACGCAGUGGAGGACGCGCAAUGAGCAGCAGCGAAGAGAUUACAACCAGUGGCGUGAUACCCUAUAACAGUAAUGAUCGGGAGUUGGGAAGCGGCAGCAGCAAAGGCACUCCCACUCCACCUGCAACACCCACCAAAAACCCAGGCAGCUCGCAGCAGCAGAGCGGGCCAGAAUCGACGCCACCUAAGCCGGCAUCAACCAUUGACAAGACGUUCGCGGGAAAGCUAUCCACCACCUAUCGGUGUCUGAGCUGCGGCUGGGAGAGCCGGAAUGAAGACAGCUUUCGCGAGCUUCAGCUAUCAUUUCCCGACGACAAGGACGACUGUGGAGCCACUAACUACUCGGUGCAGGAUCUAAUCGAGUACUAUUGCUCGCCAGAGAAGCUUGACGGGGAUAAUCAGUACUUUUGCCCGCGCUGCAAGAAGCUAUGCGAUGCCGAGCGCCACAUCGGGGUCACUCAAGCGCCACGGAACCUCAUCCUUACGCUGAAGCAGUUUAAAUACGACCAGAAGUACCACUUCCGCACCAAGCUCAUGCAUAAGGUGUUCCACGAUGAGAGCGUCACAGUGAAGGUUUGCACCAUGGAAUCCCUGCAGGAAAUGUCCACUGUACAUUACGACCUUUAUGCCGGAGUUGUACACGCGGGAUAUAGCAUGGACUCUGGGCACUAUUUCACGUUUGCGGCCGAUCAAGCCAAGCGUUGGUACAAGUUCAACGAUAACCAGGUGACCCAUUCAAAGCCGGAGGAAAUGCACAACCUCACCUCGCCGAACACGCCCUACAUUUUGUUUUACAAAAUGUGCGCACGCUCCAAUGAAUGCAACGAGGCGUCCACCAGCUCUUUGUCUGGGAUGGGGCCGAGCCACCAAGUGGUUUCGCUCCCAGCAUCACCGCCAUUGACGCUGGAGGAGUUGCCAAGCAAUCUGCGCGAAUACGUUAAGAAGGACAACCGCGUUUACAACGAGGAGUUAAGAGUUCAGCGCUACAAACGCGGCGGCGGUAGCCUCGGAGGAAACAAUUUUGUCAGUCGGCACAAUUACGAUGACGACGGGGACGAUGAGGAUGACCAAGCGCCGCCACCGACCGGAGGAUGCGGUGGCAAUGGGCUGGGUAUGAACUACAACCGAUUCGUGUACUAAGGCAGGAGGAGUUUAAACAGAGCGAGCACGAGCAAUGGAGGCCACUAGAAGAUAUAUUUGUCUACUUAACAAAAAAAACACGCAUACUAAUCUAAAUGUUAUCCAUACAAAUAUUGCCAGUGCAUAACCAAUCGACAUGUAUAAGGCUGCGUAUAUCCGAGUAGUAUGAUAUUAUGGCCGCGACGCUUAUGGCAAGCUGUCCGUUUGCUCGUUCACUAGCUCGUCCCCAUUGUUGUUUCAGUUUCCUGAUCCUCCGGUCCCUACCCCCCGAGCAUCAUCCCAUCCCAAUCAUCAUCUGAUACAUACGAAAACUAUGAAUGUAUUUCCAUUUACGAAACUGUUAUGAUUUUUUUGUUUUUGUUAACACAAACCUAGUUGUAGAACGAGCAUAAAUGCGUACACUUACAUAUAAAUUUAAAAUCGAUUAAAAUCACAUGAAUUAGCCGGAAUGGAGAGCUGAAUACUCGAAUCAGAAUAAGCCGAUCUAAGAAGACCACUAACUUCCAAAGCAAAUAAUUGGAUAUUUAUGCACUUCAACUUAGUUUUUAAAGCAAAGCAACUACUCGGAGUGAAACCAAAUCUCGAGUUUAAAUCAAGCUAGCCGGAAGCUGAGUAAUGACAAUGACUUGUAACAUAGUUAGCAUGAUUGAAGUCGAGCUAAUCCCCUUGUAUUAUUAGUUAUUCUGUUUUUUUGUGAAAUUUCAAAACUGCAAAACGAAUUUGUAAUUGAUAUAUUUACAAGCAUGUAUCUCUGGAUCUGGUGAGCAGAAAAUGCUAUUUUGAAUAUUAUUGCAAUUAAAUUGGAAUAAUUUCAUAUAACUUUGUAUAUGGUGUAUGUCUAUGGAUAACCAAUAUCUAUACUAUGCUAUGCUAUAAGUGUAUCAAUAAAGAAAAAAAAGCCCAAGAACCUA
Messenger RNA from Drosophila bipectinata, 4183 nucleotides. It is a transcript of the gene DUBAI, whose product is annotated as Deubiquitinating apoptotic inhibitor. Gene Ontology annotation, cellular component: cytosol; nucleus. Gene Ontology annotation, biological process: ubiquitin-dependent protein catabolic process; protein deubiquitination. NCBI's taxonomy places the organism in Eukaryota, Metazoa, Arthropoda, Insecta, Diptera, Drosophilidae. Gene Ontology annotation, molecular function: cysteine-type deubiquitinase activity. The record is from RefSeq and is a predicted model, not a curated record.